Messenger RNA from Gavialis gangeticus (Gharial), 3416 nucleotides. RefSeq names its product non-compact myelin associated protein (gene NCMAP). The coding region runs from base 198 to 512 and encodes 104 amino acids. The transcript has 5 exons. Gene Ontology annotation, biological process: peripheral nervous system myelin formation; regulation of myelination. Gene Ontology annotation, cellular component: plasma membrane; paranode region of axon; Schmidt-Lanterman incisure. Lineage: Eukaryota; Metazoa; Chordata; Crocodylia; Gavialidae. Gene Ontology annotation, molecular function: structural constituent of myelin sheath. The record is from RefSeq and is a predicted model, not a curated record.
UCUUGUCUCUUGAUGGUGGCCAAUGUCUGCUGUUUAAGAGAGAGGCAGGCUGAGUUUGCAGCGAGCAAUUAUGGAAUAACAUGCACAGGGAAAGCUUCACACCCCCCAACCCUCAAUAGCUAGUGGAAGAUUAAAUCCCUUCAAAAACUCCUGGGUCAGGAUCCUAAGACACCUGCUAGGCAAGAGCCAGAAUCAAGAUGACGACAGCUGCCCCAGCAGUCAGUGGUGAUCCCCAGUUUCCAGGAAAUGUGACCACAAAGUCUCGAGACCAAGUUCUUUAUCAGAGUUCUGGAGCAAUAGUAGCUGCCAUCGUAGUUGGAGUGAUUAUUAUUUUUACAGCGGUUCUGCUCCUAUUGAAAACAUAUAACAGGCGCAUGAGAGUAAAACGGGAGCUGGAACCCAAGAGCUCCAAAACCACAACCCCACCUCCUUUAGGACCAAAUAGCAACAGCAUAAAGCAGCCCACAACAGUAACUUUUAUACCAGUGGAUAUCCACAUGCAAAACAGAUGACUGGAUGUUUUAUCUUGCCUACAAAAAACUGUUUUCCUGGAAGAAUGAAAACUAAGAUAGACCCUUUAUUCACGCAGGCUUGUGACUUGAGUGGAGGAGGAUUGGCAUUGGAAUAAUCGUUGUUCAGGAUUUUUGCCUAUGAAGCCAAAACCAAACAGGAAGGAACUAGCCAUGUUGCCUUUCUUUCCAAGGAAAAAUAAAAGGCCUGAGUACCUUUUUUAUGUGACUGAUCUAACACUGUGGUGGACACGAGCUACCAGGAAAAGAUUUAACAUCUCCAAUUGUAUAGAAAACAAUUAAGUGCCAAAAAUAUCUUUUAUAUAUUUCCUGUAGUCUUGAUUACUUUGAGAAGUUUGGGCCACUGCUUCUCCUGUAGUGCUUGGCAGUGGGCAAGCAGAAAGAUCUGCAGGUGAAGGCUAUAGUUGUGCGUUAUACUUGGAUGCAUUAAGACUUACUUGUGAAUUCGCUUGUAUGUUGUUUUGUGUAUUAAGCAUGAGGGAUAGUAAUGUGCAGUAACAGUUGCAUACACACUUGGUUUGUCUCUCCUAUUUCUAAUCAAACAUAGAGGGAUUCAGAUAAGAGGGUGCACAUGUGAUAUUUUCUGUAAAGAAAAGAAAACUCUUAUGAUCAUUCUGUCAGUAUCCACCUGAACCCCCCCCUUUUUUUUUUAGGGGUUUUAAGGUAGCAGCUGAAACUGCUUUUGGCUUGGGAACUAUUUUAUUUAUAUAUGUUUUUUACAAACUCCCAGAAUGGUGGGGGCAGGGAAAUCUUCUAUUUUUAAAUUAAUAGAGGGCAAAGAGAGGAUGGGAAUGGAAAGUGAGUGAUACUUUCUGUGUGUGUGUGUGUAUGUGUGUGUGUGUGCACGCGCACAUGCACUUUUCUGUAAUUUAACCCCCCCACACCCCCUCUGAAUUUCCUGUUGUAAUGCAGAUUACAUUUCAGCUAUUUUUUUUGGAGUAAAAAUAGUUUUUUUCAAAGCAACCGCAAGUGCCUGGGCUGUUGUGGGUGUCCAAUAAUUCAGCAAAAAUCUCCCAAGGAUAUUUUGCAGGCCCACUGGCUUAGCACACACAGCAGCUGCUUUGUCACAUACUCUAUGGUCCAUUGUGUCCAGAUAUUAAAGCAUGCCUAAAUGCUGGCAGACAGCAUAGAUGAUAAUGGUUUGGAAGAAAGCUGUAUAGCCUGUUCAUCUAAUAUCCACCUUGUGCAAAAAGCCCCUAGACACUGAUGUAUGUGGUAGAGUCCUAAAGAACAGCAACCUCCUCCCUUCCACACCCAGUUUACAUAUAAUAAUGCAUCACAUGCUUGAAUACCUAGGUGCAACAGAGAAUGAACUGAAUAAAGCAUAACCUCUACCUCUGAAUUUGCUUGCUUCUGCAAGUUUAAAUUACACUUUGGGAUUUGUAUUAAGAGACUGGUUUGUAUUAGUACAGAUCCAGGUGUAUAGUUAGCUAGCAGGCCACUUUAUCUCCUGCUGCUUCAUAGAGAAGGCUGCUGUGGUCUACUAUUCUCCUGUUUCACAGCUUAGAUAUACACAGGCUUUCUGGUGUGUUUUAAUGAUCUAUAUUUGUUAGCCUAGCAGCUCUGCGAAUGGCUGAAGGCCAGCCUCACUUGGGACAUAGUUGUCGUUUAAAUAGGAGUUUAAUUAAACUUUUCGAUUUUGAAUAAGGAUUUUUAAAAAGCCUGAAACUUGAAAGCAAUCUCAUUGCCGCUCAUUUGAGACUGACUUCACUUCUGCCAUAAGCCAGCCUGAUCCCCCUGAAUGGUUCGAGUUAAAAUACAUAACAAGAAGCAAGAACAAGGUGAUCUGCUCUAAAGGCAAAAAGCUGGCCAACGUAGGAAGUACUUGCCCACCAUCCCAGCACCUCUUGGAAGUUACUAUUUUGUUUUCUGGAAUCUGUUUCUAACUUUCAAACAAAGUCUCCAGCUGCUCUGCUUGGGAAGAAACACUGUGCUCCUGUUUUUGAGGUUACCUGAUGCAAGGAAGUGCUUGCAGAGAGCCUAGAACAGCAGCAAUGAUGCAGACUGUCCCAUCUAUCUCAGUGGCCCUGGAUGCUGCAUCCUUAGAAAGCAGAUCCUCCACACUUGCCGAAAGACUGAGUCUUACCAGGAAGAGGAAGAAAUGGAAAAGGGAGGACUUGAUCUCUGAUCUUCUUUAGAGCUCCCAGCCUGCAAAACAAAGGAAUGGAGGGAAUGCAACCUGGAGGAGAGACAGAAGGACAGAGGUGUGUAGAGAUGUGCACCAAGAAAUCAUGCAGUUUCUGAGAAAGCAAAUGCAGAUGCUACACAACAUUACUGAGCAAAACACCCAAGCCUUCCCUACUACAACCUGUUGUAUGAUAUAAACCAAUGAUUCUCAACCAGUGUCCCAUGGCAUUCUGGGGUAGGUACACUGAAAUCCUGUCAAGGGUGAUCCAGGGUGCUACACAGUGUUAGCACUGUUGGGUGUGCAAUCGUGAUUCACAUGAUGAAUCCAGAGAUUUCAAAUAGGAAUCCAGUGUUAAAUCAUUCUGACCUGUUGUGGGCCUGAUAAGCUCUUUGCAGCGGAAGAAUUGCUCUAGUAUUUUUCUGUAGUCACAAAACUAGCAAAAACUAAGGGCUGGUAUAUUGCAAGGGGCAGUUUGAGUCUAACAAGGGAUGUCUCGAAUCUAAAAAUAUUGAGAACCACUGGUGUAAAUAAAUUCUAUCAUUCUGAGCCUUGGCCCAUACACACCUGCCAUCCCUCAAGGGACCAGAAUAGCAUGCCACAUUAUCUCUUUCACUGACACCUAUUGGAAAAUGCUACUAGUAUGUGUACAUAGAGCUGUGACUCAUGCAACAUUUAACACUUCAUUUGAUGUGGUCUUAAAUGUUUUUAGAAGUAUUUGUUUGCUUAGCAAUAAUAAACAGCACUUUAUUUUGUGAAAA